Messenger RNA from Cyprinus carpio (common carp), 4430 nucleotides. RefSeq names its product nucleotide-binding oligomerization domain-containing protein 2-like. Gene Ontology annotation, biological process: defense response to bacterium; response to muramyl dipeptide; regulation of apoptotic process. Gene Ontology annotation, cellular component: cytosol. The record is from RefSeq and is a predicted model, not a curated record. NCBI's taxonomy places the organism in Eukaryota, Metazoa, Chordata, Actinopteri, Cypriniformes, Cyprinidae. Gene Ontology annotation, molecular function: protein binding.
ACAACUCUGAAAGGAAAGUUUCUUGUUCACAGCAGAGAGACGCCACAUUUACCUGUAUUAUUUUGUGAGUCAUCGAGAGAGAACUCGUUUAACUACAGUAUUCACUUCCGCAUUUAAAAGCUCCCGAAACUUUGGUUUACGGGACAAAAAGUAAUUAGUAACAACUCUUUGUACUUGACACUAACUUUACGCAGUAUAAGUAAUAAGAAGCCUAUAUUUCAAAACUUUUAAAACUGAAGCAGAUAGUUGUGUGAAUAUUACUAAUUCAGUGUUUCUGGCACAUUGUGCAAAACAAAAACCCUUACUGGCGUGCAAACAGAGUGUCACAACACCCCCUGUCUUCUAUGUAACAACUUUAAACAAUGGCUGGAUUAUGUGUAACUGAUUUGACAGUAAGAACUUCCUGAAGAUCGGACAGCAGCGCCUCCUCUUUCACUUUCAGCUUGGACGAUCGUUCCCAUAACGUGGCUAAACGGUCUGUACGGACAGAGAAGCAUGUGUUUGUGGUGUUUUUAUAUUCUGGGGUAUGAUCAUACCUUCAUAGUGGGCGAGCAAUGACGUGCAGGAGAUAUUUUAGUCCUUGUCUGGGUUCUGAUUGUGGCUGUUGGCUUUGAGACAAGGCUGAGUACCACAAUGACUGCUCACCAGUUGAUCCUAAAACAACGAGCAGAGCUUCUGGCGGUCCUGUGUGGUGGAGGCAGUGCCGAACCUCUGGACUGUGUUCUGGACCUGCUCCUGGCUUGCGAGGUUCUUGUCUGGGAGGAUUACCUAAGCAUACGAGUGGCAGAAAAACCUCUGUGUUCCAAUGUCAGGCAACUAUUAGACAUGGUGUAUGAUAAAGGAGAAGAUGCAUGCAGCCUUCUCUUGGCUGCGAUGAGCCAGGUCUUACCUGAGGAGCAGAAGGCUGGGCUGUGUUUUGGGAAAGAAUGUGCUGUGGUGGGCAAGGACAGACCAGACACUGCAACUUUAACGUUACUGGCUGACAGGCCAGUGUUAGUGAGAAAGCUCAGAGAUAAUAUUGACGGAGCACUGAAUGCUUUACUGACAACUGGCUGCUUCACCAUUAAAGAUUGUGAUGCAGUGCAACUACCUAUAUACACACCCUCACAACAGGUUCGGAAGCUGUUAGACCAAGUGAGGUUUAAAGGGGAAACUGCUGCAAAGACCUUACUACAAUAUCUAGAGCAAACUGAGACAACCAGACCAAACCCUGAAGAUAAAGAAAAUCACCUUUCUGCCAAUUGUCUGCUCUACCAGAAGAAGUUACGAAGCUCUGUUGCUGCCCAGUCCCAUUCCCUUAGCACCUAUGGUGGGACAGGACGUUUCUCCUUGGAUGACAUUUACACCGACGGUCUUCUUGAAGUGACGGAUGGCUCUGGUGAAACUCUCACGCUAGGGCUGGAGGAUGUGGUGGGUCCCUUGGGGACUCUUAAUGAAGAUGCUGACACCGUUCUUGUGUCUGGGGAGGCAGGAAGUGGCAAAAGCACACUGCUUCAGCGACUGCACUUGCUCUGGGCAAGAGAAGCUUUGCUCACAAAUACUUUCCUGCUGUUCCCCUUCAGUUGCCGCAAGCUGAAUGCAGAGCACAGAGAACUGUCUCUGAAAGAGCUCCUCUUCCUGCACUGCUGCUGGCCUGAUCGAGGUCAGGAUGAGGUUUUCCAGUUCAUCCUAGACCAUCCUAAUUUGGCCCUCUUUACCUUUGAUGGGCUCGAUGAGUUUAAACAGGGUUUCACAGAUGAAGAACGCCACUGCUGCCCCACAAAGCAAGUUCCAAUACCUGUUUUGCUUUUCAAUCUGUUGCAGGGUACAUUAAUGAAGGGAGUUAUGAAGGUGGCCACUAGCAGGCCACAGGCUGUGGGCCCAUCACUGAAGCGCUAUCUCCGCAAAGAAGUGCUGCUGAAGGGUUUUUCUCCUGGAGGUAUUGAUUGCUUUGUUAAGAAACAUCACAGUGACCCUGCUAUGGCUAGACGUGUCAUAGAGUCCCUCCAGGCUAACACGGUGUUGUUAAGUCUUUGCCACAUCCCAGUCUUCUGCUGGAUUGUGACCAAGUGCCACCAGGAGCUUCUAGGUGGUCAAGAUGUUAUUCCCCAGACGAUCACCGAUGUCUACCUCCUGGUCUUACAGCAUUUCUUUCAGCGAAAGUCACCUCAGUCCCAAGGAGUCCUGGGAAAGGCCUGGUUGGAGGAACAUUUGGACACAGUGUUAAAACUUGGACAGCUGGCGCUGGAAGGUCUUGAAACCUCUUGUUAUGUGUUCUCAGGAUAUGAGCUGCAAAGAAAUGGGCUGAAAGAACAGGAUGUCAGUCUGGGUUUUCUCAUUUACUGCAAUGAUCUAUCUGUUACAGACUGUAAACGCUAUGAAUUUCUGCACAUCACCUUACAAUGCUUCUUCGCUGCUCUCUAUGUCGUUCUCAAUCGUAACAGCGAUCGUUCUGCUGUCUCCAGACUCUUUCAGUCCCAGUACAGGCAGUUGUCAAGUCUGUCUCAAAGAUGUCUGGGACACUGUAUUGACAGUUCUGUAGAGGAGGUGGAAUCCCAUGUGACAGAGACACCAAACCUCCAGAUUACAGCUCAGUUUGUGUCAGGACUUUUAUCUCAGCGGCACCAUAAUCUCUUGCUGGAAUGCUGUCCUAUUGCUGUGCGGGAACGCAAGGUAAAGCAGGUAGUGAAGUCUUUGUCUAAAGGAAUGCAGAGACAUUUCAAGUCCAUUCCUCGUCCUGUAGAGGGUGAAAAGAAGAGCAUGCACGCCAUGCCAAGUUUUGUUUGGCUAAUUAAGUGUAUCUAUGAAAUGCAAGACAACAGUAUUGCUCAAGAGACCAUGGCUAAGUUGGACGUUGAGCACCUGAAGCUCACCUACUGUAACAUUGGUCCUGUGGAAUGUACUGCGCUGGCGUAUGUGCUGAAGUACCUGCGGAAUCCUGUUGGGCUCCAGUUGGACAACAAUUCAGUAGGAGAUGUGGGCGCGGAGCAGCUUCUUCCAUGUCUACAUAUUUGUCACUCCCUUUAUUUAAGGAACAAUAACAUAUCAGAUGAAGGAAUCAGGAAACUUCUAGAAAAGGGAAUGAAGUGUGAAAGCUUCCAAAAAAUAGCGCUUUUCAACAACAACCUCACAGAUGCUUGCACCCAACACUUUGCUUUGUUGUUAAAAUCAAAGCAGAACUUCCUGUCUUUGAGGCUUGGAAAUAAUAACAUCACGUCGCAGGGAGCAGAACAGCUGGCAGAAGGCCUAAGCUACAACCAGUCUUUGGAGUUUCUUGGAUUAUGGGGUAAUAAAAUUGGGGACAGUGGAGCUGAGGCAUUGGCAGCUGCACUGAAAAAUAGCACAACGCUAAUAUGGCUAAGUCUGGUGGAUAACGGUGUGGGCAGUGCAGGUGCAUGUGCUCUGGCUAAACUCAUCAGUCAGAGCAAAACUCUGGAGCAAUUGUGGUUAAACAAAAACUGUAUCAGCAGAGAGGGGGUUGAGUGUCUAAUCGAGGCACUGAAAAUGAACUCUAGUGUUAAGGAAGUCUGGCUGAGAGGAAAUAAUCUGAGCCCAGAGGAAGAGGAGGAGCUGAGCAAGCAAGAGAGCAGAUUGACCUUCUGAGAGCAAGAUGGCUCUGUAAUGCCUGCCAUCAAACUCCCAAAUCCAUAAGCUCAUCAUUUUACAUUAAAAAAAAAAAGACUGGACCUAACUGAGGCAGACACAUGCAGGAAUCCAUGCCUUAGCUAGUCAAAACUGCCUGUCUUGUAGCUGAAAUGCUUAUAUGGAGUUGAGGUAUCGCUUAAAAGCUAAAUAUCCACGGUACCAAUCAGGGCAGCAUUUCCCAAAAGCAUCAUAAGCCUAAGCUGAUCGUAGAUCUAAUGGUGGCAAUGGGUCUGCGAUGUACUUAGGCUUUAGUGCUUUUGGGAAACGCAGCCCAGAAGGUCACAUGGGGCUGGACAAUGACUGCCUGAGAUCCUGUGUUAGCAGUGCGUCUUGAAUCUGUCCUAUGUUGCUCCACUGAGAUAAAAGUACUGUAAAAGUUUUUUUGUAGAAGAAAAACAAAAUUAAUAAGUAACAUUCAAACUGUCAAGCCAUGGUACACAAACUGAACUUCUAAAAGUGGGACAGGUAGCACACAAGAUUUAUUUGGCGCUAUCCCUUGCACUCAUUCUCAGUUUAUACUAUCUAUGUACAAUUAUUAUUUAGUUUUUUUUUUUUUUGUAUUGUAUAUUCAUAAUCUAUUUAAGAUCUGUUACUUGCAUCAUUUUCUUAUGAUGGUUUUGAAUCCCUUUGCUUUAAUUUCACAUUAUAUGACUUAUAUCGAGCUGCAUAAUAGCCAUAGAUGUAUUUGUUUUCACACAUAAUCCAUUAAACAUUUGUUUACUGAUACAGGAGCUUCCAUCUAGAAUCUAUGUAAAACAUGCUGUAAAAAGAACAAAAUGAAUAAUAAAACAAUGGUUACAUUUUAA